Messenger RNA from Carassius auratus (goldfish), 1801 nucleotides. Its product is annotated as scavenger receptor cysteine-rich type 1 protein M130-like. The record is from RefSeq and is a predicted model, not a curated record. NCBI's taxonomy places the organism in Eukaryota, Metazoa, Chordata, Actinopteri, Cypriniformes, Cyprinidae. The coding region runs from base 968 to 1801 and encodes 277 amino acids. Gene Ontology annotation, cellular component: membrane. The transcript is spliced from 5 exons.
GCAAUGCUGGAUUUGACCGAGAUGUUAAUCUGAUGUCACGCAACACUCAUUGCCAUAUUGUUUAUGACCACAGAUAAUAAACCACAUUGUGACAGCCAGUGCCCCUGUUCCACUUGAGAACAACCCAAAACACAACGCAGACAGACAAGACGGGUUACACCGAGACGAACGGAGCGCGAGCGCAAUCCUGUGAAAGUCUCGGGCAGGCGGUAAUAGUGAAGUGCGUGAAGGAGAGAUAAGAGGCACGAUUCACAAACACUAUUCAGGGCCUCCGUUAAUUCGUGCUUGUAGUCAUUUAAUGUGUAUAUAUUUUGAAAGCAUUAAAUCGCUAUAGAAAUUGCGAUUCAUUCGAUUUUUAGCGUUUUCGAUUACUGUCCGAGAUCGGCGAUUCUCGAUUCAAAAAUCAUGUUUCAAGAUCGAUGCAUAUGAAUCGUCAAGGUUUGUAAUCGAUGCAUCGAGAAAACGAGUGAAUCUGUACACCCCUAUGCAUGGGCUUUUUUCUUUUCUUAUUUUAACGUGUACACAAAAAGCAAACAUUCUGUAUAAUUCAUGUGAUAAACACCCAGUGCUCCUCAAACCAGGGCUGUUGUCAGUGUUUGUCAUCAGCAGUUAGUUAUCAGUGCUUGUAUCUCUUCUUUGCAGGUGUCAGACUUUGAUGCUGAAUGUACACUUAAGUGUUUCCCACAAUCAGUCUCAUGACAGCUGGGGGACUUUGUCAGCACUUUAACUUUUGCAGCUUUUCUGUCUCUCUGUGAGGUGGAGGAGGAGUCCUGUUCAUCAGUAUUGAUGUUCUCUAUAUGUAUAUAAAGAAAGCUGAAAAUUCCUCUAAAGAAAAGUUUGUCACUGAAGCUGUUAGGUGAUUUUGUCUGUUAAUUCUUGAAAGUUCGCCCUGAUUGAGACAGGAAGUCUUUUUUUCUUCAUAAUCACUGAAAGCUGAUGAGAAGUUGUAGAGCAGAGGAAGAGGAAGAUGAAAAGCUGUCUGGAGGUCCUCCUAAUGUCGACAGUCGUCACACUCACUGCUGCAGGCAAUGUGAGGUUGGUUGGUGGUAUCAGUCCCUGUUCUGGUAGAGUGGAGGUUUUUCAUAAAGGUCAGUGGGGAACAGUGUGUGAUGAUGGCUGGGAUAUGACUGCUGCUGCAGUGGUGUGUAGAGAGCUGGACUGUGAAAAACCUUCACGUGCAGUUGGCGUUGCUCACUUUGGACAAGGAUCAGGAAAAAUCUGGAUGGAUGAAGUAAAGUGUACUGGAUCAGAGACAACACUGAAGAAAUGUAAAACAAAAGGAUGGGGUGACAAUAACUGUGAUCAUAAGGAAGAUGCUGGAGUCUUCUGCAAAGGUCGCCUCCCCAGUCUAGUAAAUGGGUCUCAUCAUUGUGCUGGGAGGUUAGAGAUACUUCAAACAAAGACGUUGAUGUCAGUGUGUGACGCUGUCUUUGACCAGCAGGAUGCAGAGGUUGUGUGUAGAGAGCUGGACUGUGGGGCUCCUGUACAGGUGCUGGGAGCAGCAGCUUUUGGCAAAGGAGAUGCUAAGAUUUGGAAAGAAGAGAUUCAGUGCAGAGGAGACGAAUCACACAUUGAAUUAUGUUCUACAUCCAACUCUUCACAUAAACACUGUUCCCAUGAAAAUGCUGUAGGAUUAAUAUGCUCUGGUUACACUGAUCUCAGGCUGGUAAAUGGUUCAGACUCUUGUUCUGGUCGAGUCGAACGUCAGUACUUCAGUAAAUGGGGCACAGUGUGUGAUGCAUGCUGGGAUAUGAGAGCCACCAGUGUUCUCUGUAGACAAUUCCUCUCUGGCUCUUCAUGA